Cannabis sativa is the source of this 4087-nucleotide messenger RNA. RefSeq lists its product as uncharacterized. The transcript has 4 exons. Gene Ontology annotation, biological process: proteolysis. Lineage: Eukaryota; Viridiplantae; Streptophyta; Magnoliopsida; Rosales; Cannabaceae. The record is from RefSeq and is a predicted model, not a curated record. Bases 2305 to 3960 code for a protein of 551 amino acids. Gene Ontology annotation, molecular function: cysteine-type peptidase activity.
UUCUAUUUUGGUGGAAGUCCACAGUGUCCCACUAAUAAUAGUGGGCACGGUAGACGACUGCAUUUUUUUUUUUGUAUUUUCUAAUAAUUAAAUAAUUUUUUUUUAAAAAAACAAAUAAUUAUAUAAUAAUAUAAUUUAUUAAUCAAAUAAUAUAAUAAUAAAUGAUAUAUUUUUUAGUGUAAUUUUUAGUGUUGUGGUUAGAAUUGGAAAAAAAAAUUAGUAUUGAAAUAGUAUUCUUUCGGUGUUAAUUUAACACUAAAUUUAUGUUUCCCCAUUGAAGUUGCCUUAAGGGCUUAGCACGUAUCCAGUUGCAUUUGUACUUUUUUUUUCUCUCUUUUUUUUUUGUUUUUUCUAAGCCAAUCACACUCAUCAACUUGUCUUUUCUAUGUAUAGACUCUUAUGAUGUAGUAUUUUCCUGAUGUUUAUUUUGUCAAAAAAGUAUGGGAAAUUUUUUAUUUUAUAAGGGAAAUUUGACAAUAUAUGCUUAAAAAUAGCAUAUAUUGUUUUAAUAUACUAGGUAAACAAAAAUAAAAAAAAAUACUCUCCAAUUAACUUUAAUCCCAACAUUACCCUCCCCAUUUCAAACUUUCACUCUCCCUCUAACUCUCACUUCUCUCUCUCUCUCUCUCUCUCUCUCUCUCUCUCUCUCUCUCUCUCUCUCUCUCUCUCUCUCUCUCUCACGCAACCCAGACACCGCACUCACCGGACCACCUCACGGACCACCCCCUCACUCACCGGACCACCCACGACACCCCACCACGCGAUACUGACGGACCACCCCCUCACCAUCCGACCCCAGACGUCCAGAGCAAAUCGCGAAAUCAAUCUCAGACGACAUCGCGAACUCUUCGAAGAAGAAAUCGUGAAACCCCAGACGACCAGCAGAGGACAUCGCUACCACCGGAGACGAGAUCGAGAAACCCCAAUUCGCGACACCCCCAAACGAAACCCAGAUCCAAAACAAUAAAAAAAGGUAUUUUUCUAAACUUUUUUGUUGUUUCAUUACUUUUUAAUUGUUUGUGCUUCAUUGUAAAGUAAUGUAGUUAGUUUAUGUUGAAUUUGUUUGAUUUCGUUUGAAUUUCAUUGUUUUGGUAUAUUUUCUGGUUUUUGUGCAAAAUUUGCGACGUAUCGCGACAAUGUUCACGACAUAACGCGACAUCGUCUAGAAAAGUUGGGGAUUUUAUGAUAACCGUGUUUUUCACGACGUGUUGGCGAUAUACUAGCGACAUAAUUCGUGAUAUUGCAUUUAGUACGUAGGUUUCAUGAUUUUUAUCGACUUGUAUGUGUGUUUGGCGACAUGUUUGCGAUCAUAUGCGACAUGAUUAGCGAUAUAUAACAGUUGUACAUAGGACUAGUUUUUCAUCCUCCUUUUUGUGUUUAGCGAUGAAUUAGCGAUAUAUUAGCGACAUAUUUGGCGAUAUGAUCAACAAUAACUUAGGAUUAUGUUUCACGAUGUAUAGCGACAUACUGCGACAUGUUUCACGACAUACUUCUAACAAAUUUGUUGACAAUUUUGCAGAUGGCUCCUGAACUUAAACUUCCAAUUUCCUCGCAUUUCACGGGACGUCUUACCUAUCGGGGUACAGAUAGGUUCAGAUAUAUCAAGGCCAAGUUUACUGAGAUGGAUUUGGUUGACACAGUAAAGGCUAGUCCUUUCGGACACUUUUAGGAAGCUGGAGAGUUGACUUUCUCCGGCGCGUUGGUCCACAGCCUCCUCUUACGAAAAAUGAAAGUGGACACAGAAAAGGAGGAUGAGGUUUGGUUUCAUGUAAGGAGAAAUGACAUGAGAUUCGGACGGAUAGAGUUUGGACUCAUUACUAGCUUACCUAUGGGUAGUGCCCCUACAGACGAGGAAAUACACGCCAAGUCCAACGACCAUCUAGUUCGGACUUAUUUUGAAGGGAAGAAUUCUGUUCAGUUGGACUCCCUUAUGCUCCAACUUGAGAGGUGAGAAGAUAAAGAUGAUGCCUACAAGCUUGGACUGAUCGCUUUCAUUGAAGGUGUAUUAGUAUCAAAGGAGGGCAAUGUCCAAGUUUGGCCUGAGAUGUUGAAGUUUGUUAACGAUCUCGAAUUCUUCUUUAAGUAUCCGUGGGGCGAGCGCGCUUUUCGUAAGCUGAUGGAGACAUUAGGAAAGAAUAUGCAACAUUACAAGGAUAAUGUUGACAAGAAGAAGGGGAAGAAGAUUGCUCAGGAGGCAAAGUACACUGUUAGUGGCUAUGUACCUGCCUUUCAGUACUGGGCAUACGAAGCAAUUGAGAAGUUGGGGAAGAAGUAUGCCCACUGCAACGGACCAAGUUCCCCAGAAUGUUGAGCUGGAAAACACCAGAGGGCCAGCGGAAACAAGAUGUCAAGGCAACCGACAUUGCACUGUUAUUCAACAGUCGGUUGGUGGUGAAGAAGUGUUUGUUUCCCCGGCCCAGUGAAGAGGCAUACUUCAAGAGUAUUAAUGAGGGUAAAGCCCCUCUUUGCUUUGAGAUGGAUGUGGAACAAACGGUGGACGUUGAUGGUACACGGGAGUCUGUGUUUGAAACUCAAGCGAAGACCAUCAACGAGGCCGUGACAAAGGCAAAUUUAGUUCCACCACCACCGGCACCUGAAGUACACGAGCCAUCUACUUCAGCAGGUCCUUCUGCUCCAACCAGUUUAACUGUGGACACUGACCUUGCAAAGAGGUUGGAUAGCAUUGAGGCCCGGCUGGAGAAGCUUGAGUCCCAGCAGGAAGCCGUCAUGUUGGCACAGACGGGGUUAGUAAAUAACCAUCUCAGUAUGAGGCGGUCCUUCACAGAGAGUCAGAAAGAUCUGAAGGAGACUCUACUGGCUAAGAUGGACGAGUUGAUGGCAAUGGUAAAAGGAGCGCCCACACUUGGAGAGCCCACACCUGCACCGCAAAAUGAGGAACAAAUGGAGAGUGAUAACGAAGAUGUCUUCCCAGAAGAUUGGGAAGCAGAUGAUAACGAGGCACCGUCAACUCCAUUGGAAGCAAUUAUCACGGCCAUUGGUGAUACACAAUCACAGGACGAAGUCUUACUUCUACCUGGACCCCCAGAAAAUGUGCCAUUUGUGAGGAAGAGGAAGCCGCCAAAGUACUUGAACGACUACACUGCGGAAAAGAAAAAGAGGCGAGUUCUUCCAGAGAACGUAGACCCGGAGAGACCAGCAGACCGUAGAUUGCUUCGUACGUUCAAGAGGUGGUUGAUUGGAGACAUUCCCAAUGCCCGACCUAGGAAUGUGCACACCGGUGUUGGCGAUGUCAAGCUCUUCACAACAUUGUUUCUAAAGGGGGAGUGGCUUCACGAUGAUCACAUAGAUGCCAUAUCACACUUGAUGAGGAGGAGACGCCUUCAUUUUCCAGAGUUGUACCCUCAGCCAGGUGUGAUUUUGGACACAACACUUCCACAAUUCCUCAUAGGCAUUUGGGGCUGCGAGACUGGUGACAGAAGUACGUUUGAAUGGCCAGAUGCAGUGAACCAGUACUAUCUGGGUAUGGAGAGCCGUUACAUGCCAUGUUGGAAGGAUCAGAACUUCAUAUACUUCGUCCUGUACUUCGAUCAUCAAAAACAUUGGGUUGCUGUUGAGGUAGAUAUUGAUAUGUGGCAGAUUCGGGUGUACGAUAAUGAUUUAGCAUGCACCACCGACGCACAGUUUGAUGCCAUCAUGCUACCUUGGACUCAGCUGUUUCCACAUCUGCUGAGGUCUACUGGCUAUUACGAUAAAGUGAACAACAACAUUCUGAAUGUGGACUUAGGGGACAGUAGCCAACUCAGAUCAAUGCAUGCUAGACGCAUGCCAAGUGAGGUGGUUCCCCAAAGUAGAACAAGUGGUGAUUGCGGGGUGUAUGCACUUGAGUACAUCGAACACCUAAUGCUGAAUCGGUUCUUGGACAACAUUACAGAUGAUAACAUGAGAAUGUUCAGAGAUCGGUGGUGUGUAGACUUGUUUUAUCAGAACUUAACGUGGUAAAAUAGGUACAAGGGUUGUAAUUUUUUUGUAGUUUAAGAACUCCAUUACAAUUGUACAAACAUAGUUGCAUAGUUGUUUUUAGUACUGUACAGUUUUUAUAUAUCGAAAAGUGUUCAAUUUUAAAAUU